Messenger RNA from Suncus etruscus (white-toothed pygmy shrew), 1518 nucleotides. Its product is annotated as kallistatin-like. Gene Ontology annotation, biological process: negative regulation of endopeptidase activity. Gene Ontology annotation, molecular function: serine-type endopeptidase inhibitor activity. NCBI's taxonomy places the organism in Eukaryota, Metazoa, Chordata, Mammalia, Eulipotyphla, Soricidae. The record is from RefSeq and is a predicted model, not a curated record.
AAGGGACUCUGCUAUGAAGAAGCUGUGCCCACAGAUCAUGCAUCUCACCCCACUCCUCCUUCUCUUGGCUAUGCUCCUGGCCUUUUCUCAUAGUGUGCAGUUUCCACAUGAUGAGAACUCCCCCAGCCUCAAGAUUGCCCCAAGUAACACCAACUUUGCUCUGAAUUUCUACCACCUAAUCACAAGCAAGACACCCCAGGAAAAUGUCUUUUUCUCCCCACUGAGCAUCUCAGCAGCCAUUGCCAUGCUCUCACUGGGGGCUGGCUCAUUCACCCGCACCCAGAUACUCCAGGCUCUGGCCUUCAACCUCACUGAGCUGUCUGAGGCUGAUAUCCACCAGGGCUUCCAGGACCUACUGUGCACCUUCAACCUUCCCAGUAGUAGCUCAAACACCAAGAUGGGCAGUGCCUUGUUCCUAAGUGAUGGUCUCCAGCCACAGAAGAAAUUCCUCACAGACACCAAAGAGUUUUAUGAGUCCAGUGUCUUCCAGGUCAACUUUGGGGACACUAGGGGCACGACAAAGCUGAUCAAUGAUCACGUCAGUAAUGAAACUCAAGGCAAAAUCACAAAUUUGGUGUCUGGGCUCAGUCAAAAUACACUGAUGGUGCUGGUGAAUUACAUCUAUUUCCAAGCUAAGUGGAAGACAUCAUUCGAUGCAAAAUUGACACAACCUGGAGACUUCUAUUUGAAUGAGAAUACAACAGUAAAGGUUCCCAUGAUGUGGCAGAUGGCAUUUCACUGGUACCUGAGGGAUGAACAUGUGCCCUGCUCCGUGCUGCAAUGAUACCAAGGUGAUGCCAAGGCACUCCUCAUCCUUCCUAACCCUGGCAAGAUGGAGGAGGUGGAAGCCGCCUUGACUCUACAGGUGCUAGAAAAGUGGAAGCACUCACUCCGGAAGAGGACUGUCCAGUUGAGCCUGCCCAAGUUCUCCAUCUCGGCCUCUUACGAAUUAGACCAGAUCCUGCUCCCUUUGGGGUUGACUGAACUGUUUUCUUCACAGUCCAAUUUUUCUGGCAUCAGCAACCAGCAGAACAUGAUGAUGAGUCAGGGCUUCCGCAAGGCUGUGCUGGAAGUGGACGAGCAGGGAACCAAGGCCGCUGCAGCCACUAGCUUCCGUAUGGCGUUUAAGUCUCAACCUCGACACCACAUUUUAAGUUUUGACCACCCCUUCAUCGUGGUAAUCUACUCCAGUAACACUGAUAACAUCUUAUUUAUGGGAAAAUUGGUGAAGCCCACAAUUAAGUAGUCCCCCAUCUGCCCUGGCUCAUCGAGGAAGAGUAGACCCCAACCAGAGGCUUGCAAGGAUUAGCAGACCUGAGGGUGCUGAGUCCAGUUCUAAGGUUUUAGCUAAUGGAGCAGUGGUUCGUCCUAGAUGGCUGUGGGAAGCUCUGUGCAUCUGUGACCAAAGAAAGUGGUGGAGAUCAUUUUAAGCACUUGUGCCAUUCAAUGAGAUGCUCACUCUAAGAAUCGGAUUUUAUCCUUGCACAUGAAGACACAAUAAAUGGACUCUUUUCUUCA